Centropristis striata (black sea bass) is the source of this 7359-nucleotide messenger RNA. RefSeq names its product BCL6 corepressor (gene bcor). Gene Ontology annotation, molecular function: protein binding; transcription corepressor activity. Gene Ontology annotation, biological process: negative regulation of transcription by RNA polymerase II. Gene Ontology annotation, cellular component: nucleus. The transcript has 14 exons. Bases 1130 to 6601 code for a protein of 1823 amino acids. NCBI's taxonomy places the organism in Eukaryota, Metazoa, Chordata, Actinopteri, Perciformes, Serranidae. The record is from RefSeq and is a predicted model, not a curated record.
ACAAACUAUUUAAAUUAUUUUUUUAUUCAUUUACCUUAUUAUAAUAUAUUCCAUAUAAUGUAUUCUCACUUGCAGUUAAUUUUCUGCCGUAUUUCUGCUGUUAAAACCUCGCCUAUUCCUGUUUUGGAGUUUCAGCGGAGCCUGUGUGUGCGUGUGUUUUUCUGUGUGUCUCUGUGUGUGCGUGCGCGCGCAGCCAGUGCCGUGCGCUGGAGGCUUAUGGUAAUUGCGGUCUCCCGACUGGCCUUCUGGGUAGAGUCUGCGCGAGUGGGAGUGGAGCGAGUCGCUCGGUCUCGGCAGCGUUCAUCCAUUCUGUGCGGCACUCCCCGUACAGCUCCGUGCGUCCUCGGUGCGAAACGGGGUGUUCCUCCACGCUCCGCGAACAAAACGCGGGACGGAAAAGCUUCACGGAAUAACCUUCAGUAAACCUUGCGAGACGCGGAUUCCGGUAUCAGCGAGGACAUGGAGUGACGGAGAGCGGGAGAAAGGGGCUUUUUCCGAGGACGGCGUGCUCCGCUGAAACCCAACAUGGCGCUGCUGCGAGGUACGGCCGAGCUGAAUUAAUUUCUCCGCGAGUCCGCCGACCUCGCCACCUGUAUCCUAUUGGGGGCCCGGGCCGCACGGCGCAUCGGCUCUCCGACUUAAAAGGACCUUAACGGAUUUUCUUUUUUGUGGAUUUCUCUACGUCCUGUUUUUUCCUCCGCGCAGGAUAUUUUUUGUUGCUUUAUUGCGACCCAAGUGACAUUUGCAGCAGCAAAAAAAGUCCGUUUGAAAUAUAGGGUAAUGGAUGAGAGUUGCCUGUAGACAAUAGAAUAAUCACCAAGAGCUUUAUAUGUAAGACUUGUUUUGUUUCGUGACAAGUGGAUAACCUGUUAGACACUUUUAGUUGUUUUUCCUCUGUGGUCGGGAUUGAGUGUCUCCAGCAGACAGGACCGUAACCGGGUCGUCUACGUACGAACGGAUCGCAGUCCUCCUUGUUAACUUGGGAAAAACAGGAAAAAGGCGUGAGUUGGGGCGCACGGACGACGGCUGGAAGUAGCACCAAUUAACAAGGGCAACAUCUGUUCGUGAUGUCGAUGCUGAGACACAAACCAACCUGGAACUAAGACAAGGGAACCACAUCACACAAAACAUGGUGGAUGCACGGUUGACACCCCUGGCAGCGAUGGGGCUGGACCGAGGCACUCUGAUGCACGACGGUCUUCGUCUCCAUGGCGGGGUUGUAUACCCGGGCAUCAGAGCACUGCCAGCCGAGAAGAGCAGAGAUGCAUCCUCCCACCAACUAACUUAUAACAGGGAUGGUCUCCCGGAGCUCAUCUACAAGCCUGAUGGCCCUCUAGACAGUCGUAAGCCCACUAAUGGAUACCUGGGUCUCUACAAAGGCACCCCUCCAGGUCUCCACAAGCCUGUGAUGGUUCCUGGAGCUGAAGGUCUAGGCUUGGAACGUAGAGUAGGGCCUGGAGAAAAGGCAUCUGAACUGGGCUUGGCAGGUGCUGGUGGCGGCUACCUCCGCCUGCCGUGGCUCAGCCCCUACCCUGAAGCAAGCAUGUAUCCCUUUAUGGACACAUCCAAGUACGCUCUAAACAUGUACAAAGCCUCCUUGCUCAGCCAACCCAAUCCCUAUCUUCCCCAGCACCACCUGGCUUACUCUUCUCUGUGUGCAGCCCAGGGGGGCAACGUUAACCCUGCUGCCGCCUCUGCUGCCGAGAGGCUCUACUAUAUGCCCCCUUAUCCUCCUUCUCCUAUCUCUUCCCCCCUGGUGGCGCCUCCUAUGAGGAUUCCUGCAGUCACAGUGGCCCCCACAUCACUGGUACACUGCCAGGACAAGGGGCUUGGUGUUGGCCCUCAGUUUGCACAGCAGCUUCACCAACCUUCCCCUCAUUCUCAGCACCAUCAGGCCCCUUUAGAUAGGGACCGGUCCCCGAGCAGGAGCAGCAGACCAAGCAGACCUCCCUCUAGGAAGAGUUCUAGCAACAACAACAAUAAUAACUGUAGCACUAGCACAAGUGGCACCAAUAAUGGGAAUAAUAAUAGUCUGCCCACUGAUUCUUCUCCUCAUGCAUCUUCUCGCCUCCCCCAACCUCCUCCUGCUCUCAUUGACAACUCAUUGGAUUUACAGAGGCCUGUGGCUCGGAUAGGACACCCACCCACCUCCUCCACUUCUUCCAUAUCUGCCUCAUCCUCAUCCACGCAGUCCAUUCCUCAUCCAUUCUCUGUAAGCAGCAUGGCGUCAGAGCAGCCUUCUCCUGCCCGGCCCAGCCCCCACAAAUCUAGGCCAAGAGACGGGCCUUCUGAGCACAGAAGUGUAGGGGUUGAGAGGAGAUCCAGCAGGUCACCCUCCAAACCCAAUUUCGAGAGGCCAGCUCAUCAACCCCAAGCAACCAAAGACUCAGCAGAGAAGCCCUUGGAUUUGUCUGGAAGAAUGCUGGAGUUUGGGUUGCCCCCUAAUGGGUUCCCAGUUAAAAUGGACACUAUAGCACCAGGUGCACGUUACGGACUGCCCCCGAGCCGAGAGCUCCUAAAAGAAAACCUGUCCCUCUCUCCUUCCUCCCACCCGCACUCUGUGGUCAGCAGCACUUCUUCAAAGGUCCAAGACAGGCCAGAAAUGAUCAGCACUUUACACUCCUCCUGGGUUGUUCCUAGCCCGUCUCCUUCCCGUACACAGCACACACCAGGCUUGCCCCCCUCCCCAAGGCCUAACACAGAUUUGGGCCUUUCACAAGCCAAAGGCUCCUCGCCCUCUGUUAUCAAACACAAGGGUCUGGAGAGAGUACUCCCUCAGCAGCGUAGCUCAUCCUGUCCAAGGAUAGGGGAGUCCAAUCAGAAUGUUUCCACCACUCAACACUCCUCUCUGGUCACCUCCAGACCUCUCUCUCCCAAACCCAAUGGUGAAUGGGUCAAACACAGCCCAAGCCAUUCAGAACAUCCGGGCCACCACAGAGAGGGAUCAGAGAAGACCUCUCAGACCACUAAGAGAGGAGAAACGACUCCAGAGGUGUCCUCAUAUAAGAGGCCCUGUUUAGAGAAUGGUCACCCCCCUGGCCAUCUUUACCUUUCUCAAAAUGAUGCUUACCUGAACCACAGUUUGGCCUACGCCAAUAGAUAUCUGCACUACCCCAUCCCUGAUGGCAUGGCGCUACACUCCCUGCCAAUUGCAGGGAAAGGCCCAGUCUACCCUCACCCAGUAUUGCUGGGCAGCAACAGCCUUUAUCCGACACACUUGGCAGCAAAACACCCUUUACCCUACCACAACCUCCCAGCUGGUCCAGGAGGGGAAUACCUCACUUAUAACUCACAAGAGAUGGCCCACCCCCUCAUGCAGACUCACUCAGAAAAGCUGGCAGAAAGGGGAGAUGCAUCUUUGAAGCACCGGGGACAGGAAAAGUCCCGGGGAGCUGUCGAAGAAUGCGGGGUUCACAGAGAUCCGAACAUUGGGAGAGAGAUAGGUGAAGGAAGCCAAAUUAAGUCUGAUAAGGAAGCAGGAGCACAAGGGCAGGGUGGCAAUCAAAGCAAAAACCCUUCUUCCUCUGUAACAUCCAGAGAAAAGAUAGUCUGCAUUGACCUUGUACACUCAGACACAGAUGUUGAGUCUACCCCAACAGUCCACAAGCAGCCCUCUGUUGACACCAGCAGCAGGGUUAACCAAAAUGAAUGUUCUCAUAGUAACCAAAAUCCGACAAAGACUGACUACGAGCCAAAACACCAACACCAACUUCCCCACCCUUAUCCCAUCCACUCUGGACACAGCCCCACCCUGAAGCCCAAUCACACUGAUGGACAGCCAGAAACUCCCUUUGGGAAACCAAAGGUCCUUCAGGACACAGGCUGUCCUGGGGUGACAUCUAGCACAUCCCCACCUUCUCCAGGGCAGUUGACCCAAGCAGAGGAAAGCCCCGAGGAGGACAGCCCCAGCCCAGAUCCUGAAGACCAGAGCACCUUGCGCUGUGCCCGCACAUCUGGGGAACGCAGCUCUGGUAAGGAUAAAAUGGACAGAGAGAGUCGAGGUCUUCACUUCUCUCAGCACUGCACAGAUGUGGUGAAGGAGGAGAAUAUGUGUGAGGGGGAGACUGAAAAGGAAGACAGUAUUGUCGACCUAGGGGAGUCUCAAGGAGAAGGGGAUGACGACGAAGAAGAUGAUGGCCUGACUUCACCGAAAGGCUCUCGUAGAUCCAGCCUGGCUAAGAGGAUCGCUAACUCCUCGGGCUACGUUGGCGACCGCUUUAAAUGUGUCACCACUGAGCUGUAUGCUGACUCCAGCAAGCUGAGCCGUGAACAGAGAGCCCUGCAGAUGGAAGUCAUAUCACGAGAGGGGAGUAAUAUAAGUCAACCUGCAGCUAACUGGGAGCGGGCAAUGAUGCGGUUCUCGGAGCUGGAGCUGAAGGAGAAGGAGGGCGGCGGUGUGUGUGUGUCUGCCUCGGCAGCGGCAGCAGGACGGGAGCUGGCAGACGGCCAGCGCAGAGAGCGAGUGCUGGAACACUGCCAACACACCACCAGGCAGGGAGGGAGGGAGGGUGUCCGGCCACCAUACUCAAACAACAGAGUUCCGGUCCUCCAGAGGUGUGGGAGCCUGAAUGAGCCUUUGUCCCCAGGGCAUGGGGCUCGACAGGGGCCCAGAGGUGCCAGCCAAGGAGGGCUAAACGAUGUAGCCAGGAAGAUAAAGAGGGAGUCAGAGGGAGGUCAUUGUUUGCCCCCCACUUUGACACCGGCAAAAUGCUUCCCCGAGGAGAGGCCCGGCUCUGGCUUUGGACCCACCAGGAAACGGCAGCUCGGCCUCAAGGCUGAACAGGAGGACUCGGAGUGGGAGGAAGCAGAGAGGUUGUCCCACCCAGAGAAAAGAGCCAAGAUUUGCACAGAUGAGCGCGAGCUGGGCAGUCCUGAUGAAGAUGACGAUGACGAGGUUCGAAAGCUCAAGGUCUGCAUCGAGCUUAAGGGACUGCGGCUCAGCAAGCCUGCUGCCGGUGCAGCUUCCCCUGACGGGACCCUAAUCAAACAGGAGAGGGUGUGGCCCCAGUCCCGAAUGGUAGCCCCGGUCCAGAGCCUACGGGAACGCAAGGUUAGGCCCGGUGAGCCGGAGGACAGGCCCAUCGCGCACAGAGGCGAGAUCAACAGGAAAUGGGGCUGCGAGAAGCUACUUAAUGGAGUAGCUACUUCUCCCCUUCCCCCCAGCCAACUGAAGGACAGAGCGCACCCGCCGGGCCCCUUCUUAGGUGACCGUGGCCUCAAGGAGUCCAGGAGGGGCCCCCCCUCUCCGGCCCCAGAGCCGUCCGUGGGAGGCCCCCCUCUCAUCAAGCCUCGCCGCCACAGUGACACGGACAAACCCAAGGGCAAGCGUCCGUGCAAGACCAAACACACCAGUCAGAGGGAGCGAGAGCGGGAGAAAAGGAAAGAGGCCACACCUAGCAGCCCAGGCCAGCGUUGUGUGUCUGAUCUGGGAGCAGCUGAAGAUGACAAGCUGAGUGAGCAGCGUGGCGCUCCGAGGAAAGGAGCCGCCUCUCCUAAUCAUUAUCCCUGCUCUCCAGUCAAGCCCUGCUCCCCGGCUACACUCUGCCCGCCCUCCCUGCACCCCCAGGCGAAUGGCAGAGCGGUCUGCGUCCCACCAGAGGUGGCGGGGGUGCACAGGACCCCCCCUGCCGAGCCCCCCGCGGUGCGUCCGAUCCCGCCAGAGGCUCGUCGGCUGAUCGUGAACAAGAACGCCGGAGAGACUCUGCUUCAGAGAGCUGCACGGCUGGGCUACGAGGAGGUUGUGCUGUACUGUCUGGAGAACAGAGUAUGUGAGGUGAAUCACAGAGACUACGCCGGUUAUUGCGCCCUCCACGAGGCGUGCGCCCGUGGCUGGCUCAGCAUAGUCCAACACCUGCUGGAUUACGGAGCCGACAUCAACUGCAGCGCACAGGAUGGUACUAGACCGAUUCAUGAUGCUGUGGAGAAUGACCACCUGGACGUGGUGCGAGUCCUGCUGUCUUAUGGCGCUGACCCCACCCUGGCCACGUAUUCUGGCCGCGGCCUGCUAAAGAUGACCCACAGCGACAGCAUGGAGCGCUUCCUCACUGAUUAUUUUGCUGACCUUCAGGGCCGCUCAGAUGACGACCCGGGGCUUUAUUGGGAAUUCUACGGCAGCGCUGUGUGCGAGUUGAAUGAAGAGGGCGGUGUGUACGACAUCCUGGCCGAUCCCCCGGGUCCAGAGGAUGAAGACGAGGACGAUAAGAGGGAGGUGUUUGAGUUUGAGUUCUCUGACCGACCUCUGCUGCCGUGCUACAACAUCCAGGUGUCCCUCUCUCAAGGGCCCAGAAACUGGCUGCUGCUGUCCGACGUGCUUCGCCGGCUGCGGAUGUCAGGCCGCGGUUUCCGACAGGCUUUCCCUCACAUGGAGGUGGUGACUGUGGCGGAGGCUGAGUUUUACCGGCAGGCCUCUCUGUCUCAGCUCUUCUCCUGCCCCGAGGAGCUGGAGGGCUUCCACGCAGACAGCAAGGACCUGCUGGACCUGGUGGAAGACAGCGCCGAGCUGGCCGCUCUCCUGGGCUCCACACUGGAGUGUUUGGACGACCGCUGGGACCACCCAGGGGACAAACUGAAGGACAAACUGAAGGCUAUUGGCUCAUCCUGACCCCUGGAGCCACUGGACCUUGAUCCGUACCGACUGCAGUUUGCUUUAACCAGGGGUUAUGAAGAUGAUAUGCCUUAGCCUGACUUGUAGUUCCUGGACCAGCACUGUACAGAUGGACUGACCUGCUGGCUGACCGGGCUGCUGAAACAUCUCCCUCCGUUAACUGAGGAUCAACAUGUUUGUGACUCAAUAGACUUAAUAAUGGUCUUAUUUUUAUAAAUUAAUAUAUGUAUAAAUAAAUAUAUAUAUGUGUAUAUAUAUAUACAUAUAUAUAUAUAUAUAUAAUAUCAAAGAGAUUUUUUGUUGCUUAUGACUCCUCUCUGAAAGAUUUUGUAUGGCAACAGAGUGUAGUCGUGUUGCCAGUGAUUGGACGGAGUGUGUGAGCGCGCAGCACAUUGUGCAUGUGUGUAGCUGUACAGGAUAGUACUGAGACUGUGCUGUUGAAUGUGGUAUUUGUGUUUAUAGGAAGCACAUGAUGUCCUGUUUUUUCCCCCCCCCUCUCCUCAGACGUUAGCGCUCGCUUGAGCUUCAGGGGCUAUUCUGUUGUAUCUUUUUUUUUUUUGUAAUGUCCAAAUUUUGCUUCCUGUUUAGUCUGUAAUUUAACAUGCAAGAUUGUUUGUAUAAUAAAGUUUUAAGAUAAUGUUGAUAUUUACCCUUCAGCACAGUGCUUGUAUAUAACAGGGAGGCUACUGCAGUAAAGUAAUUUUUUGGUGUGUUCAUUUUUGUUUUAACUUUGUAAUUAAAAUAUCUCAUAAUUU